Messenger RNA from Anopheles bellator, 2007 nucleotides. RefSeq names its product argininosuccinate lyase (gene Argl). The record is from RefSeq and is a predicted model, not a curated record. Gene Ontology annotation, cellular component: cytosol. Lineage: Eukaryota; Metazoa; Arthropoda; Insecta; Diptera; Culicidae. The transcript is spliced from 2 exons. Gene Ontology annotation, molecular function: argininosuccinate lyase activity. Bases 134 to 1576 code for a protein of 480 amino acids.
GGUGCGCAGCCCAGUUCUACCGAGUGUAGUGUGAUCGAGCCACAGUUCCGCGAGAAGAACGUACGAUCGUACCAAUCGAAAGUGCCAAGUGUUCUGAGUGUCUGGUCAGUUUAGUGCGGAGUCAGCGAGCAGGAUGAGCAACAAACCAAAAGCGCAGGCGACCGGGGCCGACCAAACGCAGGCGGCACCGUUCAAGUUGUGGGGUGGCCGGUACUCGAAGACGACGGACCAUGUCCUGGCGAAGGUGAACAACUCGCUGGCGGUGGACAAGCGGCUGUACUCGCAGGACAUCGACGGGAGUAUCGCGUACGCCAAGAGCCUGGCCGAGGCGGGCCUGCUGACGCAGAGCGAGUACAAGGUGAUCGUGUACGGGCUCGAGACGUGCCGGAGCGAGUGGAGCAAGGGUACGAUCAAGCUGUUGCCCCGGGACGAGGACGUGCACACGGUGAACGAGAGGCGACUGUUCGAGAUCAUCGGGCCGCAGAUCGCCGGCAAGCUGCACACCGGCCGGAGCCGCAACGAGCAGGUCGUGGUGGACAUGAAGCUGUGGAUGCGGGAUGCGAUCGCCGACCUGCAGCAGCUGCUGCUCGAUCUGGUGCAGAGCAUCAACGACGUGGCGGAGCGCUACAUCGAAGUGGUGAUGCCGGGCUACACGCAUAUGCAGCGGGCCCAGCCGGUGCGCUUCAGCCACUGGCUGCUGAGCUAUGCGUUCUACUUCAAGGAGGACUACGAUCGCUUCACCGAGUUCGGCAAGCGGAUGAACGUGCUGCCACUGGGGAGCGGGGCACUGGCCGGCAACCCGUUCAACAUCAACCGCCACCAGCUGGCGGUCGAUCUCGGGUUCGACGGUGUUUCGCACAACAGCAUGAACGUGGUCAGCGAUCGCGACUUCGUGGUGGAGUUUAACUUCCUCGCCACGCUCGUGGCCGUGCACAUGAGCCGGUUGGCCGAGGACGUGAUCCUGUACGCCACGAAGGAGUACAACUUUGUCGAGCUGUCGGAAGAAUACACAACGGGUAGUAGCCUGAUGCCGCAGAAGCGCAACCCGGACAGUCUGGAGCUGAUCCGCGGUAUCACGGGGCCCGUGUUUGGCCAGCACUGUGCCAUUCUGAUGACGCUCAAGGGCCUACCGUCCACGUACAACAAGGACCUGCAGUGCGACAAGAGCGGCAUGUUCGGGGUGUACGAUCAGAUGCAACUCUGCCUGUCGCUGAUGGCCGGCAUCAUCCGGACGAUGCGCGUCGACGAGGACCGCUGCCUGAGUGCGCUUGGCUACGAAAUGCUCGCCACCGAUAUGGCCUACUACCUGGUGCGCCGUGGGAUCCCGUUCCGGGAAGCUCACCACAUCUCGGGCGAGGUGGUCGCCCACUCGGAGAAGGUCAAGAUCCCGAUCAACAAGCUGUCGCUCGAGGACCUCCAGGAGAUCAGCCCGUACUUUGACGAAACGAUCAGCCGCAUCUGGAACUACGAGAACAGCGUCGAGCAGUACACCGUCGUCGGGGGUACCUCGCGACUGUCGGUACAGGAGCAGAUACGCGUUCUGCGAACGUUUGUUGACGCACGGUUCAGCCGCUGAAGAAGGUGUGCGUACGGCCCAACAAGACCCCCACGCGGAACACGUGUGGGUUUGCUAGUUUUAGAACAAUUUAUUACAUACGUUCAUUCGCGUCUGCUCGACGGUGCCUUUCCAAUGUGUUACUGUUACAAUGAGUGUGUGUUGCGCUGGUGGACAUCACGAUGUCCCGUGCGUCCGUGCUGUUCCUUAGAGUCUAACUAACUUAGCGCUUAGAGCUUAGCCGUAGAACUGUAAUAUUAUCGGUAGUGAAGCGAAACGUAUCCGUAAGUACCGAGAGAGAGAGAGGGAGAGAGAGAGAGGGAGGGAGAGAGGUGAGAAAAGGCUAUAAAGUGAUCACAAGGUUAGCGGCUACCAGCCGGUCGUCACCUGUCCGUCGGCUUACGAGAAAUUCGGUUCACACAAAAUAGUAGUAAUAAUAAUGAUAAUAAUAA